Mesoplodon densirostris (Blainville's beaked whale) is the source of this 9502-nucleotide messenger RNA. It is a transcript of the gene LZIC, whose product is annotated as leucine zipper and CTNNBIP1 domain containing. The transcript is spliced from 8 exons. The record is from RefSeq and is a predicted model, not a curated record. Gene Ontology annotation, cellular component: nucleus; cytosol; beta-catenin destruction complex. Lineage: Eukaryota; Metazoa; Chordata; Mammalia; Artiodactyla; Ziphiidae. Gene Ontology annotation, molecular function: beta-catenin binding. Bases 445 to 1017 code for a protein of 190 amino acids. Gene Ontology annotation, biological process: negative regulation of Wnt signaling pathway.
GGGACCGAGUGGUGGGUGGAGGCGGAGAAGGGACCCCGAGGGCCUAAGGAGGUGGUUCGGUUAUGGUCGGGAAAAGCGGAAGGGUUUCGGGGGCAGCGGAUUCCCGGCGGCCUCUGGUGGCAGUCGGGCCUAGUCGAGCCGGCCGGCGCAGGACCCAAAUGCGGGAGCUUCAUGUUCCCCGGUGGGAGAUGUGGUUUGGGGCUGUGAUCGGGGCUGCUCCCUGACCGCGUCCGGAGGGUUGAGGUCCAGACGCUGCUCACUUCCAGCCGGGAAAAUCCAGCUCCACCCCCAGGUGGUUUGGACUUUGAGCCCCUUAUAGUCCUGAUGAACAGUUUCGCUUUCCUCAAGUUUAAGACACUUGGAACUUCAAGAAUUGGAGGUUUAUGCCAUUUGAGACCGGUCAGCACUGAGCAGAGUUCAGAGGACUAAGAGACAGAGAGUAAAAUGGCUUCCAGAGGAAAAACAGAGACAAGCAAAUUAAAGCAGAACUUAGAAGAACAGUUGGAUAGACUAAUGCAGCAAUUACAGGACCUGGAGGAAUGCAGACAGGAACUUGAUACAGAUGAAUAUGAAGAAACCAAAAAAGAAACUCUGGAGCAACUAAGUGAAUUUAAUGAUUCACUAAAGAAAAUUAUGUCCGGAAAUAUGACUUUGGUUGAUGAACUAAGUGGAAUGCAACUGGCUAUCCAGGCAGCUAUCAGCCAGGCCUUUAAAACCCCAGAGGUCAUCAGAUUGUUUGCAAAGAAACAACCUGGUCAGCUUCGGACAAGGUUAGCAGAGAUGGAUAGAGAUCUCAUGGUAGGAAAGCUGGAAAGAGACCUGUAUACUCAGCAGAAAGUGGAGAUACUAACAGCUCUCAGGAAACUUGGAGAGAAGCUGACUGCAGAUGACGAGGCCUUCUUGUCAGCAAACGCAGGUGCUAUACUCAGCCAGUUUGAGAAAGUCUCUACAGACCUUGGCUCUGGCGACAAAGUUCUUGCUUUGGCAAGUUUUGAGGUUGAAAAAACAAAAAAAUGACGUGGUGUGAAAACUUAGGACAUUGAUCGCAUUCUUGUUGUAAAUGGCAUUUUUCUUCCGGGGAUUUUGAGUCAUGGCAAAGAAGUCAAGAGAUUCAUGAAAUGUAUUAAUAACCUAAGAAAAGGUGACAGAAAAACAUACUUAAGGCUUUUGUUUAUGCCCUUCAUCAUUGUGCUUUGUGUAGGGAUACCCACUUCCGUGAUCCUGGACUUGUUGGGAUGGAGGGGCUCACUGGACCUUAUUCAUUAUGGUUUGUCUGUUUAAGAGAAAACAAAAUAGUGUCUCUGCCUGUCUUUAUUGAGCCUCCUUGUUUUUAAAUGCUGGUAGUAAAUGAAAAGAUGUGAACUGAUGAUUCUUUUCUGCUCAUGAUUAUCCCCACUUGUUGGAGUAAAUAAUGUAGCAACAUCAACAGACCUCAUAUGUGUUCACAGAACUUUAGAGUUCUAAGUGAUCUUAAAGUCCUUUUCAUUUUACAAACAAGGAAAGUAAGGCUCAGAAAGAGCAAGUGACUUUCUUAAAGUCACAUUAGAGACAGAGCUGGGGAUAAGACUUGGGCGUCCUGUCAGUUUAAUGUCCACUGAGUUUUAUUUCUUUAUUUUGUGCUGCUUUAAAAAAAAUAAUUCACACAUAUCGGUGCAAGUCCGUAUUUAUGAAAAUUCAAUGUCCCCAAAAAUGUUGUCACUGAGUGACCAUUCCCCAGCCCGUAAGCUCUCAGUAUGAAUGGUGCCCAUUGUAUCUCUGAGUUUUGAGCUUGGAACAAUGGGAGCCCUGUUGAGAGUCUCCUGAAGUAACUUAACCUCCUGCGUUGUUUCACCAAGGAAGCAAUUGGAAGUGGCAGCUCGAGGCCCUCCCUGUGUGUGACCUCUUUGCUGAAACCCAGAGGGUGGUGACUGUAAACUACUAUUUACUCUUCAGUUUUGGGAGAAACACAAAAUAAGUUAUGAGAAGUCAGUUUCUCUCCUGAGUGUUUACAUCUCUCUGCACACUCAGAUAUAUAGAUUUUCCCCAUAUGCAUGUACGUCAGCUUAUUUCCUAGGCUCUGGCCACUUUAUAUCCUUUCACAUUUUUCUCAGUAUUCUUUUUCUUUAGACUUCAUACAAAUUAAAAACAUUUUUAAAGCUUCUUGUGUACUGUAAACUCUACCAGGUGCUCUGCCAAAUUAGGGGACAAUUAGGGGACCUCAGCUACAUUAAUGCCUUAUUUGGAACUUGUAAUGGGUAAUUUUUUAUAUAUUGGUUUAUGAUGGUCACAAACUCAUUAAAUUGUGACAAACUAAGAAAAAGCAAAUUACCUGUUAUUCAUCUAGGGCUUUAUGGUCAAUCACCAUUAUUUCAUUAUCCUGUGUGUUUUUUUUAACCAAAGUGAAAUUCACAUGGCCAUUUAAAACUCAUCAUUUUAAAGUGUGCAAUUCAGUGGCAUUCAGUACAUUCACAGUGUUGUGCAAUGACCACCAUUAUCUAGUUGCAAAACAUUUUCAUCCCCCGCAAAGGAGACCCCAUACUUAGUAAGCAGUCAUUCCCUCCUCCUUCCAGUCCUCUAGCGACCACUAAUCUGCUCUCUGUCUCUAUGGAUUUACCUAUUCAGGACAUUUCGUAUAAAUGGAAUCAUAUAGUAUGUGACCUCUUGUGUCUGGCUUCUUUCACUCAGCGUAAUAUUUUUUAGUUUAAUCCACAUUGUAGUGUGUAUUAGUACUUUAUUCGUUUUAAUGGCUGAAAAUAUUCCCUUGCAUGGAUACCACUUUGUGUUUAUCCAUUUAUCUCUUGAUGAACAUUUGGUGUUUUUCCACUUUUUGGCUAUUGUGAAUAGUGUUGCUGUUAUGAACGUUUGUGCCUAAGUAUUUGUUUAAAUAUCCCUUUUCAAUUAUUUUGGGUAUAUACCUAGGAACAGAAUUGCUGUUUGGGUUUUGUUUUAAUUCAUAGCAAGAUUCCCUUCCAGUAGUAGUAAGACAAGUAAAAUUAGGAAUAUUUUAUAUUUGAAAGAGGCCUAAAUGAAUCUGGAGUCCUUAACUUUGGUUUCCCUUAAACUUUCUGUAAGACUAACCUCAGUGAAAUAUUUUGUCAUUAAUCACAUUAAUAUAUUCAUUUUGUAAGUGAUGACUAGUACUUAAUUUAAAAUUAACCUUCAUUUCAAAGUGACCAAGUUUGCAGUGCCUAGCAAGACACUGUCAGUCAUGGCCGUGUGACCUUUGGUAGGUGACUAUAUAUAUAUAUAUAUAUAUAUAUAUAUAUAUAUAUAUAUAUAUAUAUAUAUAUAUAUUUUUGGUGACAGUAUUUUUGAGCCUCAUUUUCUUCAUCUGUUCAGUGGGGAUCAUAGGAGCUAACUACUAUAUAGUAUUACUGUGCAUUCCCCUCUCUUUCUUAAUGUAGAAAGCUUUACAUUGGGGUUAAUCCACCAUUUAAUAGUUUUUUCAAGGGCCAUAUGAUAUAUUUUUCACAAAUUUGGUAAUUUAGAAAAAUAAUUUGAGAAGUCUAUACAACUAUAGUUAUUAAAUGACUUGUAAACUAUGUUUAUGUUCAUAUUUUGCUAUAUUUAAUGUUCUAGUUUUUUAGAUGUCUUGGGAGGUCUCAAACUGCAAUAACUAAUGCUAAGGCAGCUUUUUGACAUCCUUGGGUCAAGCUAAUAUUUUAAUGGAAAGAUUCCUGCAUUUUUCAAAGAACUGGGGUUGCCGCAGAAAUAAAUUCCAAUGAUCAAGUGUCCAACCUGGCUGUUUAAUGAAAUCUAAUAAUUUAAAACAAUUUCUCUUUCAGUGUUUUGCUUUGUUUUUAUCCUGUGAGUGUUAAGUUAGGUAGAGGAAGAAAUCAAGCGAUAGAAUGAGUUGUUCCCAGGAACGAGUUGGAGUUGGGACAGAUGGGUUGUUAACUUUGGUCGAUAGGCCUUUUAUUGAAGACACUCAGCCAAAGAAUGGUCAUCUUAGGCAAAAUAAAAGACUGUGCAAAUCCACCAUUGGAAUAGUAUCUUAUUACAGUGACCGGUGGAUAGUUUGAAAUUAUUACAGAAAAAAUAAACCCAGACCAUUUUGCCUAGAGCUUUUCAAUCACUUUUCUGUCCACUUUUUUUUCUUGUCUUUUCAUUACUAAGACCAAAGAACACUCUUCUUUGCCUCUCAAAUUGUUUUUCAGCAUUAAUAUGUAAAUUAAAACUGUCAGCACUCCCACAGACCCCCGUGAACAAGCUGUAAUUGCUUCCAGUCUGUGUGGCCCUGGAAUUGAAAAGAUUUAGAAACUGGGGAAACUAGUACUUAAUAUUUUCAUUAAGUUGCAAAAAGCAGGUUAGAAAUAUGGCUCUACUAGAUAUCACCCUAGAGUAUGGCCUUUUGACAUCCUCACUCAUUUUCUUUUUGAAAGCCCCUCUCCCUGUUCACACUAAUAGCAAGGUGGAAAGACUGUAAUGCUGAAAGGGCCUCAAACACAAGGGGUUAGUGACAUUCUUAAGAGCUUACAAUGCAAAGUCCAUGCUGUUCCAAGCAGAGGACCAGGAAAGUUGAGCGGUUUGAGGCUGUCAGUUGGUAGCUUCCUAACACUUGGUUGUUUUCCUCUGAGAGCAUCACAUUCCUUACAGCCUCAGACAGUGGACUACAAUUAAAAAUAAACAAGUAAAAAAUAUUUUCUAUAAAGGAGGUCAAGGAGAGCCACCAAUUUUCUUUUGAGUUAAGAAAGAGGAAGACAGGGACUUCCCUGAUGGCGCAGUGGUUAAGAAUCCACCUGUCAAUGCAGGGGACAUGGGUUUGAGCCCUGGUCCAGGAAGAUCCCACAUGCGGAGCAACUAAGCCCGUGCGCCACAACUGCUGAGCCUGCGCUCUAGAGCCCACGAGCCACAACUACUGAGCCUGCAUGACACAACUACUGAAACCCAUGCGCUUAGAGCCUGUGCUCUGCAACAAGAGAAGCCACUUCAAUGGGAAGCCCGCACACCACAAAGAAGAGUAGCCCCUGCUUGCUGCAACUAGAGAAAGCCUGUGCGCAGCAACGGAGACCCAACACAGCCAAAAAUUAAUUAAUUAAAAAACAAACGGAGGAAGAUAAUGCUAGUAAGAGUCCUUUCUAAGAUUAUGCAUCAGUCACAGGUCCUCUGCCCUCAGCUUCUGGCAACUGUGACUGAACUUCUGAAGCCUUCCCACAAGAACCUCUGAUUUUGUGUUUCAUUCAUAAUUUCAAUACAUGGUUUAAGAGUUUAAGUUAUCGUAAUUAUGUCUGUUCAUUCUAAAAUGUCUUAAGUAGUUCAAGUACUAUUUUUUUGUUGCUGCUAAAUUGUCAUAUAUAUAAGAAGAGUUCAAUGAUUUUUUUGGCUUGUAUGAAAACCUGAUUCUUUUAGACCUGGCCUUAUUCCUGCAAUACUCGUAAACCAGGCCAAGUCGAAAACUGAGGCAGUGACCCUCGAUGAUAAUUUAAAAAAUAGGUAAUUUAGGUAAAAGUAAAUAUUUGGCCUGGAUUAGGUUGUGAUUGUCUUAAUCCUAUGGUUAACCAUGUUCUUAGAAAAUGUGUUUAUUCAUCUUAAAAAAAAAAUUUUUUUUUUUUCGGCCACGCCACUCGGCAUGCAGGAUCUUAGUUCCCUGUCCAGGGAUCAAACCCGUUCCCCACUGCAGUGGAAGUGCUGAGUCCUAACCACUGGACCACCAUGGAAGUCCCUUAAAAAAAAUUUUUUUUUUAACUUUGUUAGCACCUCAAGUUUUACAUCAAGUUUGUUCUAGGUCUUGGUAAAUUAUACCUUAGGUUUGGUUUUUAAAGCUCUGAGCUUGUAAAUCAACUAUACUUCAAUAAAAAUAAAUAAAGUUAUAAAAAAAGUUAGCAGCCUGUAGGAGGCAAUAAAUCUGGCACCCUAUAUCAAUGCUUGGAAGAGAGUCACCCACCAAUCAGGAGAGUCCACUUUAAACUCAUAGAAGCAAGAAAUAAACUUCCAUUGCAUUUGAACCACCAAAACAAACAAGACCUCUGAGCUUAUACUCAUUUAUUUAAAUAUUUUGUUUCAUAUUUACUCAGGAGAGGAGCAUUUGUAAUUUUCAAGCAAACAGGCAAAAUCUCAGCCCCUUAGCCUCAGCCUCGUGGCAUUUCUUUUCAUCCUGUCUUCCAGAACUAUGAGUGAUUUAUUCCUCUGCAAGAAAAUACCAGGAGCAAGAGUCCAAAUAAAAGUAUGUGAGACAUACCUAAAUCUACUUUCCAUUCUCAGGAAGGAAAAUGUGAACUCUGUCUUUAACUUGUGGGCCUGGAGCAGAAAUGAGGGAUGUGAGUGUGCUCAUUCAUGUGUGUGCCUCUCUUCUGGGAACCUGACUGCUCCCACAGUACUCUUACGACCUCCCACGGUGCUGCUCUUGCCAGAGAGGGAGGUUGAUUGUGCCAGGUUAAUUUUGUUACAAUGAACGCACUGGACAAAUUGUGUACACUAGACCCUUUUACUUUGAAAACCUCAAAAUGUACUUUCUCUGGUGGGGAUUAGGUCUUGAAAGUGAAGAGAAUGGAUUUUAGAAAAUCUUAACAACAAUUACUAUGUGGAAGCAAGGAAAGCUUCUAUCUGCUACCUCUUCUGAUUGUGAUGUCAUUUAUUCUUUCAUCAGGCAUUUAUUGAGUGCUGAGAUAUGCCCGACACAUUACUUGGCUCUUUUUGGUUAAAUUUUCUAAAAUGGAUACUGAAUAGAGUCCUUUUAUUAAAAAAAUAAGACUCUUAAGUGUUUAUAUGGUUAAUAGAAGUUUAGAUAUCCGGCUGCAUCACCAAGAGGUUUAUUUCACCAUGAUAAAAUUGUGUUUUAAAUAGACCUACCCCUCUUUCCAAAUCUGUCACUCCAUCAUAGUUAGCUGGAUCCUUAGAAACAUUAUUUCAGAUGUGUAUUCACAUAUUAUAAGGAAGAGUACAUUUGGAAAUAAUUCUGAUCUGUACAAUUUGAUCUAAAUGAUCUCUUUCAUCUAUAAUUUUUUACCUCAUUUUAAAAUCAAUCUUGUAGGAAAUUCCCUGGCAGUCCAUUGGUUAGGACUUGGCACUUUCACUGCUGUGGGUCUGGGUUCAAUCUCUGGUCGGGGAACUAAGAUCCUUCAAGCCACGCAAAGUGGCAAAAAAAUAAAAAAUCAAUAAAAUCAAUAUUGUAAAAUGCAUAUCUCACUAAAAUACACUUGACCCUUGAACAACACGGGGGUUGGGGGUGCCCACCCUCUGCGCAGUUGAAAAUCCAUGUACAAUUUGACAGCCCUCGGUAUCUGCGGUUCCACAUCCGUGGAUCCAAACAACCACAGGUUGUGUAGUACUUUAGUAUGUAUUUAGUGAAAGAAAUCUGGGUAUAAAUUGACCCACACAUGCAAACCCAUGUUGUUCAAGAGUCAUCUGUGUUUAUAUUAUUAAGUCAUUUUGGAGAAUAUUAAAUGGAAAGAAAGUGGGAAUACUCCUGUAGGGGAGGAAAGAUAUCUUUCCUCUUUUUGCGUUCUUAACUGGGACCCCUAUAACAGAGGCAGACUAACAAGAGAAAAGCACACACAUUUAUUUACUGUGUUAGGUGACAUGGGAACCUUCAUAAGGAAAUGAAGACCCAGAGAAACUGUUAAAUCUGAGUGCUUGUAUGCUAGAUUUGAUGAAGGGUGGAAAGUUGUGGGAAAAUGAGAUAGAACAAAGGUGAGCUAAGUGUAAGAAACUGAGGGAAACUUAGCCAGAUCUGUUUGUUCCCAUUCCUCUCUGUCUCUUCUUUGAAGGUAAAGAUGUUCCUUCCUUCCAGAUAUUGGACAGGGCACCUCUCACAUGAGGGUUUUAUGACCUGCUUCAAGGGAAGGUCAGAAGUCCUUACUACUCAUGCCAUUUCUCAAGUUCCAUCAGCUUAAAAUAGUCAAUAUGCCAAGGUGCCAUAUCGUGGGGUGGUGUGUCCCCUGAACCCUGUCACUACAUUUCUAAUCCUAAUUGUGUCACUCGUUUAUACUUAAUUUUGGUCUCAUUUUGUCAAGUCACCUUCCAAAUAUUCAUGUAGAUAUUUUGUGAAGAAUAGUUAUUAAAUGGUUAAAUGGCUUUGAAACUACAGUGUAAGGAACUGUAUAAAAUUAAAUAAUGCCACUUUCAUUAAAAUAUUUAAAAUCUUAAAAUAUACAUUUUAAGAAUACUAAAUAAAAUGGAGGCAUUGUGUUUGGUUUGACAAAGGGAAGCUUGUGUUCAUAUCUAGAUAUUUGAAAUAACAGGAAAUUAAGAUCAUAAAAUAUAUUAACUAGGAGUACCUAAUGUGGGGAAAAGCCUACAAUUCUGUUUCUCCUGUCUUUUCAUUUCCUGGAUGUGAGAUUAAUUUACUUUUAAAUUUCCUUUAAUGACAUAACUUGUGCUAAAGAGAUCUUAUAAUAACCCAAUGACAUCCUAGUGAAAGGAUGUUAUUGGGUUUGUGGGAAUUUGUGUGUUAAUAUUAUAGUCUGUCUCAGCAGGGUGUCAUUAGCAGCAGAAAUGGAAGGCAAAUUAAAACUAGUCCCUUUAUCUUUUCCAGACACUGCAGCCCCUUUAGCAUGCUGUUUCUAUACAUCUUCUCUGAAAAGAAAUUAAAUGGAAAUCGCCUGCUCAAAGUUGUUUUAAAGUCACAAGUGUUACCUGUAUGCUUGCUUAAGGACUCCCUGCCUCCUCUUCUCUGUGAGCAUGUCUUCUGCUUUCCUGAGAAAGCUUUUCUACUUAUUAGUAAAAUAAGUGUCCCUUUCUGUUCUGUCUGUACUUAGCCACCAAUUAGUAAGAUGAGCAGAAAUGCUCCCAUGCUGAGCAUCCUGCUGGGGGCAUGGAAGAGGCUGACACUACUUCAUGAUGUGAGCUAUAUGAGCGCCUUUUUAUCUCCCAGGAGAGGUUCUCAAUAGAUUUGGUCUGCCCCCUGGAGCCUGUAGCUAUUUUAGUCUAACUACUCAUUAAAGUCAAUCUAAGAUAUUGCUAAAGCCUUUGGAUUCUUCAAGUGCAUUGCCUCCACUCGAAUUCAGCUAAAAAUAGUUCACUUUCACUCCCCAGGGCUGCUUCCAAGUUACAUGAACUCUCCCCUCAGCCUCACACCCCACCAAAAAUAUUGAUGUCCACAGCAAGACUAGCUUCUUAUUAAAGACCCAGGACUAUGGCUGUGAAUGCAUUCCUAACUGCAAGAAUGGAAGAAAAGAAUGAAUCCCAGUUAAAGCUAAGCCCAAGAAUGUGAGAUAAAUCAGGACUUUGGGGGGAAAACAGAUUUGUUUUCAUCCCAAAUAAUAAAUUUUUUAAAAAAGAAAAGAAAAAUAAAUGCAAAAAACCCCCACCCCCCAAAACAAUAAAUUAAAUCUAAAAAUUGAUGAGUACUUAGCACUGUGCCAGACUCAUCCAUCAUAAAUUGAAUGCCUACUGUGCCAUUCUAAGCCGAUAAUUCUAAGCUGAUAAUAUUAUACAGUUUUAUAUUCUAUCCGGUAAAGGCUUUGGGAAAAUUAAAGCAAUUGUUUGGGGGCUAAAGCAAGGUGGAUUAGGACGAAGAAAGCAACAGACUACCAUGUAUUUAUUCUCCAUCAAGAAUGGAAAAUGAGGGCCUCCCUGGUGGCGC